This is a messenger RNA of Brassica oleracea var. oleracea, 834 nucleotides long. RefSeq lists its product as uncharacterized. The transcript has a single exon. Gene Ontology annotation, biological process: defense response. The record is from RefSeq and is a predicted model, not a curated record. The coding region runs from base 1 to 834 and encodes 277 amino acids. Lineage: Eukaryota; Viridiplantae; Streptophyta; Magnoliopsida; Brassicales; Brassicaceae.
AUGAAUAACGAAUCAUGGAUAUUUUUCCCACCUAAUUAUAUCUCGUGUAUGUUCAGGAACCAUAAAACGCGCACGAGAAUUCAAACCACCACGACCAAACUGAUCCUUGAGAUUGUGAUCAAGUUUGCCAAAGACAUUGAAGAUGUUAACGCCUUCUCGGCUAUGGACGUAUAUGCUUCAGUUGCGAUCCUUAAAGACAGGAAAGUUAAGGACAGGAUCAAUACCCCUGUCGCUUUCUCCGCAAAUACAAACCCUAAAUGGAACCAGACGAUUAAGUUUUCACUCGAUGAGAAGUUAGCUCAAGAAGGGCGUUUAAUGCUCCUGGUGGAACUGAUGAGCCACAGGCCUUUUCUUGGUGAUAAGGAAAUCGGAUUCGUCAGACUUCCAAUGGAACAACUAUUAGGCUCAAACCCUCCAGCCAGUGGUGAUGCUAACGGUAUGAAGCUGGAAACGCACGCUUUGACGGGUCCUUAUGGGAAAAAAGGUGUCGUGAACUUCACGUAUAGAUUUCUUGCGGAACAACUUAGGGUUUCAACGGUUCCAACACCGUCGACAACAUCCCAACCAUAUAUCAUGUAUCUACCGGUCUCGCCUCAUUCAUACGCGUCAUCAGAUCCGAUACAGUUGACCUCAAGUUAUGUGACUGUUCAACAAGGUAAAAAUGCCGGGCAGGGUAACGGACUAGUACCAAUAUAUAUGUCGCCUCAAUAUCAAUCACAUGGAUAUCAACAAUAUUCACCACGAAAUCCGCAGCCACCACCGCAACAUUCGCAGCUUAAGCCACUGACUCAGCAGCCGUUCUCUCAGUCAAUGCCGGAUACACAAGAAGCAUAA